Molecule: messenger RNA, 258 nt
Organism: Trichosporon asahii var. asahii CBS 2479
Lineage: Eukaryota; Fungi; Basidiomycota; Tremellomycetes; Trichosporonales; Trichosporonaceae
Exons: 1
Coding region: 1-258 (85 amino acids)
Source: RefSeq, a predicted model, not a curated record
AUGCUCAUUCUCCGUCUCGCCGCUCUCGCAAGCCUCGCGGCGGCAGUGCCACUUCCAAACCCCAAGCCUGACCCCCUUCCCGAACCUGCACCUUUGAAGGUUUCACACACUUGGGCCAUGGAUGAAUCCGCGCCCGAUAGCACCGACGGUGAGGCGGCCCCCGCCGGCCCCGAGAACGCCGGAUGGAUGUUCGACUGGAACAAGCUGUUGGACUGGUUCCGCUCCCACUCGUCUGAGGUGGACGCUGGUCAGAGCUAA